AUGAACAUUGCUACUGGAAAACACAUCAGAUAUCACUUCUCUUAUGACUUACUCUUUCGUUCCCCUCAACGACCAAUCCACUUCCAGCCGACGACUGCCUCCCACCGAGUGGGCCUAUGGAUUGCGCCGACCUGUUCGCGUCCGGGGAACGACAAGAUGGCGUCUAUUCCGUGGGAUAUCCUCCGUUCGAAGUCUACUGUCGCAUGACAACUUUGAACUGUGGUUCCACCAUCUUACAACGACGACAGGACGGGUCGGUGGACUUUGGGAGGCCUUGGAGUGACUACCAGGCAGGAUUUGGUGACCCAAGCGGAGAGGUGUGGAUGGGUUUGGAGAAAGCACAUCGCCUGACGUCAACGUCGGACUACGAGUUGAUCAUUGAGCUCGAGGAUUGGGACGGAAACGUGGCUGAGGCGACCUACCGGACGUUCAACGUUGGAGACAUUACUUCGUUCUAUGCGUUGGAGAUAGGAGAUUUUGCGGGUGACGCAGGAGACAGUUUGGCACCAGACGGACGGUACAACGCCAACGGCCAACAAUUCUCAACCUUCGACGUGAAGAAUGACGACAAUGAAGACUUCAACUGUGCGUCAACGUACAGUGAAGGCGGAUGGUGGUAUCCACCAGGUUGCGGCUACGCGUUCCUAAACGGGAAGUACCUGACGGACUGUAACCCUUACUGUGACCCGUCUCAAGGGGUUGUCUGGCACACCUGGAAGGGGUCUGGUUAUUCACUCAAGAGAUCUACAAUGAUGAUGAGGCCAGUCAACUUUGACAAUACACCUUGCAUCCCAACUACGACUGAAGAGCCCCCGUCCACACUCGCAUCAGUAGCAGCUACUUCAGACGAUCCUGGGAAUGCUUUAGCUGCAGGAGACGGCAUAUGGGAUAAAUACCUAGCUGGCGAGUAUAACCCGGACGAGCCUGAGAGUGGGGGUAACGCCAGCUGGACAGAAUGGCAGCUCUGGAAGACAGGCGAGCCGCUACCGCCAAGAUAUGACAAGAGUCAGAGACCAACAAGUGGGGAAUAUAUCUACGACUCUAGAGUACGUACUGGCCUGGAUAGAUCCUCGACUAAAGGGCUUGACCACCUCCUGGGUUCCCGUUCCCCCGGACCUACUCUGGACACCGCCACUGAGCUUCGGGAGGAACAUCAGAAGGACAUCUGUCGUGGACAGGGGGAGUACAUCGGACACGGGGAUAUCCCUGUGGCUGCACAAGAGUGGGCUGACUGUCUUUAG
Messenger RNA from Branchiostoma floridae (Florida lancelet), 1241 nucleotides. Its product is annotated as fibrinogen-like protein 1. The record is from RefSeq and is a predicted model, not a curated record. NCBI's taxonomy places the organism in Eukaryota, Metazoa, Chordata, Leptocardii, Amphioxiformes, Branchiostomatidae. The transcript has 6 exons. The coding region runs from base 117 to 1241 and encodes 374 amino acids.